UCUAACUUCAAAGAUCCCAUGCAUUUCUGGACCACCAUAACACACAAAACAAACCCCACUUUUUUCUCCUUUUCAUUUUGUAUUUCCUUUGUAAUUUUCCAAUUUCCAUCAUCAUCAAUCAUACUCCUUGAGAGUUGAGAGAGAGAAGCAAGAGAGAGAAAACUAAAAGGAAAGUGGGAUGUUUCUCAUUUUCCUAUCAAGAAAGACUAGUAACACCACAUAGACGAGGAAAAAAACCCAUGAAGCAGAAUUCAUCAGAUUAGGUCGGACUCAGAAGAGGGUCUUCUCACCUCCCCAUCCAUAUCUGCUUUGACUGUCUCUCUUUAUAUGUUGCUGUCAGGAUUACUUCUGUUGCACACACCACCGUGAUUCCAUAGCUGGCCUGAUUUUGAGCUGAUAAACUGCGGAGGAGGAUUAAAAAUACAAUGGGUGGGUUUGAUGACCAUGUUGCUAUGAUGGGAGAUUGGAUGCCCCCCAAUCCAAGCCCCAGAGCUUUUUUCUCAGCCGCGUGGGGCGAUGAUAUCAGCUCAAGAUCAAUUUUAGAAUCUCCAGCAGAAAACAAAACCGAUGACAAGGAUUGGAUGCGAAUUGGUGGAGCCAGCGAUCAAUUGACUAAAUCAAAUCCUUUUGCUGACCAGAAAAUGAGCUCACGCGGAGGUCUUUUGGAACGGAUGGCUGCUAGAGCUGGGUUUAAUGCUCCAAGGUUGAAUACAGAAAGCAUCAGACCUGCAGACCUGUCACUAGACCCAGAUGUUAGGUCUCCUUACCUCACAAUUCCGCCUGGUCUCAGUCCGACAUCCCUGCUAGAAUCUCCAGUUUUCCUCGCGAAUUCACUGGUUCAGCCAUCUCCAACAACGGGGAAGAUCCCUUUUGCCCCUGGUAGUAGCAGCAGAAGCUCAACCUUGAUCACAGAGUCCUCUGAUAAAAGUAGAAAUUUCUUUGAGGACAUUAGUUCCUCAUCAUUUGCAUUCAAGCCCAUCGCAGAAUCCAGCCCCUCUCUAUUUUUUGGUGCUGCAAGCAAACAAAACUUUCCCAGCAUUGAGGUUUCUGUUCAGCCCGAAAACACUCUUCGCUGUCAAAGUGCAGAACCUGCUAAAGUACAGUCUCAAAGUGCAGAACAUUCACCUCCACCUGAUGACCAGCAAGAUGAGGAUGCAGAUCAAAGAGGUGGUGGAGACACCAUGGCCGGUGGUGGUGCCCCAUCAGAGGAUGGGUUUAAUUGGAGAAAAUAUGGACAAAAACAAGUAAAAGGUAGCGAGUAUCCAAGAAGUUACUACAAAUGCACGCAUCCAAAUUGUCCAGUCAAGAAGAAGGUUGAACGGUCUCAUGAGGGCCACAUUACGGAAAUCAUAUACAAGGGGACCCACAAUCACCCGAAACCCCCACCCAAUCGCAGAUCAGUCAUUGGAUCCUCCAAUCUGACAACAGAAAUGCAACUUGACACUGCUGAUCAAGCAGGAACACAGAUUGGUGCUGAUGGUGAUCCAGUGUGGACAAUCAUGCAAAAGGAAACUGCUGGUGGAUCCCAUGACUGGAGGAAUGGAAAUCUCGAGGUUGGUGGUGAAUUUAAUGGACCUAAUUCUUUGCAAGGUCAGAUUGGCGUUCACUUCGAAUCGGGUGAUGCAGUGGAUGGCUGUUCUACUUUUACGAACGAAGAAGACGAAGAUGAUAGAGGGACACAUGGCAGUGAAUCAUUAGGUUAUGAUGGGGAAGGAGAUGAAUCUGACUCGAAGAGAAGGAAAAUCGAAGCGUAUGCAACAGAAAUGAGUGGGGCCACCAGAGCUAUUAGGGAGCCUAGAGUCGUGGUCCAAACGACCAGCGAGGUGGAUAUCCUUGAAGAUGGUUAUCGUUGGCGCAAGUACGGGCAGAAAGUUGUGAAAGGAAAUCCAAAUCCAAGGAGUUAUUAUAAGUGCACUAGUGCCGGCUGCACAGUAAGGAAACAUGUGGAAAGGGCUUCGCAUGACCUCAAGUCGGUGAUCACUACGUACGAGGGGAAGCACAACCACGAUGUUCCAGCUGCUCGUAACAGCAGUCAUGUUAACUCAACCAAUGGGCCAGCCCAACCUGGUGCUUCCGGUCCAGCCCAUCUUCACAGGCCCGAGGCGUCUCAAGUCCACAACAACAUGGCUCGAUUUGAUAGGACUCCUGCAAUGAGUUCAUUUGGAAGGCAGCAGCAGUUGGGACCUCCCCAUGGCUUUGCUUAUGGAAUGAACCAACCAGGGCUCGCCAAUUUGGCAAUGGCCGGACUGGGCCACAACCAAGGCAUGCUGCCCAUCCAUCCGUAUUUAGGUCAGCAACGCUUGGUGAAUGAAAUGGGUUUCAUGUUGCCAAAAGGCGAACCAAAGGUAGAGCCUCUUUCAGAACCUCCCCUGAACCAGCUCCCAAAUGGGUCAUCAUCAGUUUAUAGCCAAUUCAUGAGUAGGUUACAGAUGUAAAUUAUUUUUCUUUUCUUUUCUUUUUUUCCCGUUUUUCUACCAAAGAAAGGAAAGUAGAAAAGAUUAAACGUUUCUAUGUUUGCGUUGGUAUUACAUUGGUGAUGAAUUUUUGUCGGGGUUUCGUUAAGAGUUUUUUGUUGUUGCAACUGACGUUUAGGCUCUAUCUUUCCGUAUUCAUCAUAAUAUACUAGUAUAUUUCAUUA
Messenger RNA from Rhododendron vialii, 2638 nucleotides. RefSeq names its product probable WRKY transcription factor 2. Gene Ontology annotation, molecular function: DNA-binding transcription factor activity; sequence-specific DNA binding. Lineage: Eukaryota; Viridiplantae; Streptophyta; Magnoliopsida; Ericales; Ericaceae. Bases 426 to 2435 code for a protein of 669 amino acids. Gene Ontology annotation, biological process: regulation of DNA-templated transcription. The transcript is spliced from 6 exons. The record is from RefSeq and is a predicted model, not a curated record.